CUUUUCCCUCUUUCUUCCUUUCUUUAUUUUGUACUUCUACCCAAAGGGUGAAAAAAUAUGAUUGAAAAAAAUAAAUCCAACAUAAAAAAUACAUAAGAAAUUUUAUAAGCAAAACAUAAAAACUAAUAGCAGCACUGUACAAUAAGGAACCAUUAGUGAUCAUGACAUUACUUUAAAGCAUUUCUUCAUCUAUGUUAUGUUAAUUUGAACAUUUACUAAUAGAUUAAGUAUAUCAUUGAAUGGACCGUAGUUAAUUUUAACGAAUACAUUAACUAACGAUGUCUUAUUAUGAAGCUGUACUAAGCUUGUUAUGAAAACAAUUGUGCUACUUUUCAGGGCUUACGUGGGUUGCGCGCGCGCUCCUCUUCCUGUGCUUCGGUUACCACAGCAACAAGUGAGCUUGUGCGCGCUUCCGUGGCCGCCUCGCAAGUAACAACAAACAACCGCAUAAACAGUUUUGUUUCUUCAAAAUAGGAGUUUUGUUAAAAUGCGGCGGCAAAAGUAUUUCACGCCGACGGAGGUAUCCCUUCACAACACUCUCAAAGAUAUAUGGGUGUCGUACCUGGGCAAAGUCUACGAUCUCACACCGCUGCUGGAGGAAAACAAAGGUGAUGUGUUGUUGAAACCCAUCAUAGAGUGUGCAGGAAAGGACAUCAGUCACUGGUUUGACCCGAAGACAAAGGAUAUUCUUACACAUGUUGACCUGAUGACUGGCUGCAUCAAAUACUACACCCCUAGGGGGCGCUUUUUACACAUACCCCCUCCCUGCCCUCGCACUGACUGGGCCAAUGAUUUCGGGAAGCCGUGGUGGAAGGAUAACCGCUACGAGGUUGGGCUGCUGUCUGCCAAAACACGCUGGAUCCGCAUUAUCAACACUUUAACCGCCCAAGAGCAGAGGCUGGAGGUUUGCUCUGAGGAGACUCUGGAUGAGAUUCUCCAGCGAUAUCUGUGCUACAAUUCCCAUGCAGCAAGCUACACCUGGAAGCACAAUGGCGUAAAUUUAGACAUGAGCAAGACCCUGAGUGAAAACGGCAUCCCUGAAGAGGACGAGUUUUACUGUGGAAGCCCAGAGUGUAACCUCUUCUCUCCAUCCAUAUGUCUAUAUUUCAACGACGACCUCACUGAACUCUAAGAAACGCAUGCUAUUAAAAUGAAUAAUGGCAUAUAAUUCAUUAGAAUUUUCACUGCAUGCCGUUUUGAGCGAGAAGAAUAUACCACAUCAACUAUUCAUGUGUUCAGUGUUUCAUCGAUUCCUGUCUGUGGUUAUCUUAUUGCAGCUCUGUGCUUCAUCCAAUCAAAUGCUGAGCAACAGAAUAAAAAAGAUUAAUGCCAGCCUACAUAAUAACCCCCUGAACCAUUAAGUCUGGUGGUUGCCAUGGUAAUUGCUCGGAGGAAAUGCUGUAGCUACUGUAUUGUAGGCCCCAGCAGGCUCUCAACCCUAAUUAAGUAGUAUUAUAUAUGUAUGCAUGUACACACAAAUGAUUUCAUGCAGCCAAGAUUUCAAUUUAAUCACUGCUUUAUGAGACUAUGUCAUUAACAUCUGCAAACGUGGAUCUUUUUGUAAGCAGUUUAAUUUGCCUGUGCACUGUUUACUUGGUCUAUAUUUUUGGGAAGCCUUUUGUUCCGUGUGCACAGGAAAGAACAUGUAGAACAGUGGUUCUUUUCCAGAGGGGCCGGGGCCCACUAGGGGGGCGUCAGAUUGCUUAAAAUGAUUUCAGAUAUGCUGGAAGACCUGGAAAAGUCAUGGACUUUUCUAAAACAAAAAUUUAUUUUUUCUAGUGGUCGAGGUUUAAAAAAUAUUGUUUAGAGUAGAGACUGCUGAGAAAUCAAUAUUUGCAUGUUAAAAGGUUGAGAACUGCUGAUGUAAUAUAUACCAACCAAACGGAAGUACUGCAUACUUCACUAAAAAACUAAAUUAGACUAGCUACAUAAGAGCAUUUGUAACUGAAAGCAGGAAGGAAUAGAUGAAGCUUAUUUGCAUCAGUUACGCUUACAUUAAUGUUUUGCUUAUAGCAUGCGCAUAUGAAAUGCCAAACGUCACAAUGCAAUAUGUGUACUUGCAAAAUAUUAUUGUAAUUCAGCAGCUAAUGAUUUGAAAACGAUCUUUUCCAUUUCCAAAUAGCUA
Messenger RNA from Carassius gibelio (silver crucian carp), 2125 nucleotides. RefSeq names its product cytochrome b5 domain-containing protein 1. The record is from RefSeq and is a predicted model, not a curated record. NCBI's taxonomy places the organism in Eukaryota, Metazoa, Chordata, Actinopteri, Cypriniformes, Cyprinidae. The transcript has 4 exons. Bases 488 to 1132 code for a protein of 214 amino acids.